AUGCCACGUAAGCUACGUAAGAAUAUACGUAAGAGGAAGAGAGCAUUGAAACAUCCAAUAGUAAAACUGACACCACAACAACAGUUGCAACAACAAAUGAUGAAUGACCCCACUAUGUUGCAACAAAUGUCAAGCAACCCUAUGCUUUUAAACCGAGUUAUUGGUGCACAGAGUGGAGGUUUAAGAGCGGCACUUUUAGCGAAAAUGGCAGGCUAUGGUGGAGCUGCAGACGGAACAGCUUAUAACCCUCAAAGUCAAAUGAAUUUGAGUUCACUCAAAAAUCAAAUAACAGAUGUCAAAAAGUCAAACAUAGACAUACAGAAACAAAUAAGUGAAAACGAAAAGAAACUAGAAUAUGACAGACACACAAAGAAACUCAAUGAGUUAAACGUAGAGAAAAAGAAGAAAGAAGAACAACUGAAAGAACUAAGUACAGAGGAAUAUGCGAAAAAAGUGUCAGAAAAAGCAGCAGAAGUAGCAAAAAUGGAACAAGAUGUCAUAAAUUUGAAAAACCAUACUACUCAAUAUAAAAUACUGAAAGAUGAAGAGAUAAAACAAAAAGCCCUGAAGACAUAUAUGGAUAGCGAUGAGUAUAAAAAAGAAGUUGAAGCAAAUGUAAAGGCAGAAAAACUUUUACAGUUGCAAAACCAAACCGUACAGUAUGAAAACUUAGCACAAGAAAGUAAAAAUAACGACGCGGCUAUGCAAAAGGCAAUGAAAAGCGCAGAAUAUAUAAAAGCUAACAAUGACUGGUUAGAUGCCCAAGCCAACGCUAAAGCAGCCCAACUCAUAGGGUCAAUAAGGACAAAAAUACAAGCGGAUGAAGAUAGUUCAAAUGAAGCUUUAACAAAUGCUGACUUUAAGAACGCUUUCGAAGCUCUUCAUAGUAAGGUGAAACAAGUGAACGACUUCUCA
Trichomonas vaginalis G3 is the source of this 915-nucleotide messenger RNA. Its product is annotated as protein of unknown function, DUF4106 family. The record is from RefSeq and is a predicted model, not a curated record. Lineage: Eukaryota; Parabasalia; Trichomonadida; Trichomonadidae. The transcript has a single exon. The annotation marks the transcript as partial.